Molecule: messenger RNA, 1769 nt
Organism: Aspergillus calidoustus
Lineage: Eukaryota; Fungi; Ascomycota; Eurotiomycetes; Eurotiales; Aspergillaceae
Source: the annotation of a GenBank genome assembly
AUGGCCAAUGAAGCGGUGGACUACACGAUCAAGCCGGAGGCUACGGCCUCCAACAUUAGCACUGAGGACUGGCCUCUGCUGCUCAAAAACUACGACAAGCUCUUGGUCAGGACUGGACAUUUUACCCCCAUUCCCGCCGGCUGCUCUCCCCUCAAGCGAGACCUGAAGUCGUACAUUAACUCCGGUGUAAUCAACCUGGACAAGCCUUCGAACCCGUCCAGUCACGAAGUCGUUGCUUGGAUGAAGAGGAUCCUGAGGGCGGAAAAGACUGGACACAGUGGCACUCUUGAUCCCAAGGUUACUGGUUGCUUGAUUGUUUGCAUUGACCGUGCCACUCGCCUGGUCAAGUCCCAACAAGGUGCCGGAAAGGAGUACGUCUGCGUGAUCCGUCUCCACGACAAGAUCCCCGGUGGUGAGGCUCAGUUCAAGCGCGCACUCGAGACUCUCACUGGUGCUUUGUUCCAACGCCCCCCUCUGAUCUCCGCCGUCAAGCGUCAGCUUCGUAUCAGAACGAUUCACGAGAGCAAGCUCUAUGAAUUCGACAAUGACAGACAUCUCGGCGUCUUCUGGGUCAGCUGCGAGGCUGGUACAUAUAUUCGAACUCUCUGCGUUCACCUUGGACUUCUUCUUGGUGUUGGUGCGCACAUGCAAGAACUCCGACGUGUGCGAAGUGGAGCCAUGGAUGAGAACAGCGGCAUGGUCACUUUGCACGACGUCUUGGAUGCGCAGUGGCUGUACGACAAUCAGCGUGAUGAGACCUACCUGCGUAAGGUCAUCAAGCCUCUUGAGACUCUCCUCACCACCUAUAAGCGUAUUGUUGUCAAGGACAGCGCCGUGAACGCUGUCUGCUACGGUGCCAAGUUGAUGAUCCCCGGUCUGCUGCGCUUCGAGGCCGGCAUUGAACUUGGUGAGGAAGUUGUUCUCAUGACCACCAAGGGUGAGGCCAUCGCUAUUGGUAUCGCUCAGAUGUCCACUGUUGAACUUUCCACCUGCGACCAUGGCGUCGUUGCCAAGGUCAAGCGUUGCAUCAUGGAGCGCGAUCUUUACCCUCGCAGAUGGGGUCUUGGGCCUGUUGCUUUGGAGAAGAAGAAGCUCAAGUCUGCCGGAAAGCUUGACAAAUAUGGACGUACCAACGAGGCCACUCCCGCCAAGUGGAAGUCUGACUACAAGGAUUACAACGCACCGGAAGAAGGCUCUGCACAGCCAGCAGUUGACGCUGCUCCCAAGGAAGAAGCAGAGCCCAAGGAGGAGGCUUCUCCAGAGGCCAACGAUAGCAAGAUGGAUAUCGAUGAUGAUGAUGACGAUGAUGAUAAGAAGAAGCGCAAGAGGCACGAAGGUGAGACCGCUGAAGAGCGUGCCGAACGUAAGCGCAAGAAGAAGGAGAAGAAGGAGAAGAAGGAGAAGAAGGAGAAGAAGGAGAAGAAGGAGCGACGGAAGUCCAAGCAGGAAAAAGAAGACAGCGACGAGAGUGAUUGAGUCAUUCCAGGAAGUCACUUGCCGCGCUCCUUCCUUCCUCGCUAGAAGAUGUCACCAUGCCGACAGCGAAGAAUUGUUCGGGCAAGAUUCCUGUAUCAUAUUUGUUUUCUUCUUGGAGUCUUGGGUUGAAAAGGGAAUGAGUUAUAAUUCGCUUGAUCUUUUACAUGUCCUUGUUUGCCAUUACACAGUUAAGAGCAUGAUUUCAAAUGGCAUGAAUUCAUAUUUUCCAGACAUUUAUCCCAAUUUAUGAACCAGAUACAGUAGACAUGUAACGUUAGCUGAUUGGAUGAUUG